GUGCGUAUCCUCAAGAAGAAGAAGGCCGGGAGCGGGAACGAAGCCGUGCAGGCUCGCCUGCAUGGUGUCCCAGGUACGUGGUGCGUGGUCUCAGUCGAAGAAGGCGGAGGCAGGGACGAGGCCGGAGCACUCAUCCUCAACCAAUACGGGGUCCCAGGUGCGUGGUCUCAGCCCGAAGAAGGCGACGAGGCCGGAGCGCUUAUCCUCAACCAAUAUGUUCCAGGCGCGUGCUCGGAGGCGGGAGCGCUUAUCCUCAACCAAUAUGGGGUCCCAGGUGCGUGCUAUCGCGGACCAGGCCGGCGCAAUAUGGGGUUCCAGGCGCGUGGUCUCAGCCCGAAGAAGGCGGAGGCGGGGACGAGGCCGGAGCUGGGGCCGGAGCGCUUAUCCUCGACCAACGUGGAGUCCCAGGUACGCGAUCUCGGCCCGAAGAAGGUGAAGGUGGGGUGCUUGAAGCCAGAAGAAGGCGAGCUUCAAGAGGAGGCGACAACAGGCUCGAAGGACUUACUCUCAGAAUACGUUCUCGGCGCGUGGUCUCAAACUGAAGAAGACGGAGGCGGCGACAAGGCCGGAGUGCCUAUCCUCAAGCAAUAUGGGGUCCCAGGUGCGCGGUCUCAACUUGAAGAGGAUGGAGGCGGGAACCAGGACGGAGGCGAGGAGAGGCCGGAGUACCUAUGCAAGGACAAGGCUGGGAGGGCCCAUCCUCAACCAACACGGGGUUCCGAGGUGCGGAAGUUCAAGCUGAAGAAGACACAGGCGUGGAAGCUCAAGCUGAAGAAGGGCAAGGACAAGGCGUGGAAGCUCAAGCUGAAGGAGACGGAGGCAAGGACAAGGCAAGGACAAGGCCGGGAGGACGUAUCCUCAACCAAUAUGGGUUUCCGAGGCGUGGAAGCUCAAGCUGAAGAAGGGCAAGAACAAGGCGUAGAAGCUCAAGCUGAAGAAGACAGAGGCAAGGACAAGGCGUGGAAGCUCAAGCUGAAGAAGGGCAAGAACAAGGCGUGGACGCUCAAGCGGAAGAAGACAGAGGCAAGGAGGAGGCCGGGCGUGGACGCUCAAGCGGAAGAAGACGGGGGCAAGGAGCAGGCGUGGAAGCUCAAGCGGAAGAAGACGGAGGUGUGGAAGCUCAAGCCGAAGAAGACGGUGUGGAAGCUCAAGCUAAACAAGACAGAGGAGUGCAAGGAAUAUGCCCGAUACUUGGGCAUCGACCCCGGAUACGAGGGAGAAGAGACACACAACGCGAUGUUGUGCCCGAGCCUCGGUGCAUGGUCUCAACCUGAGAAGAACACGGAGGCGGGGAUCAGGUGUGACGUCUCGCAGCCCGAAGAAACUGGAGGCGGGGACGAGGCGGGAACUACGGGGUCCCAAUCCGGAGAAGGCGAAGGCGGGGAAGAGGUGCGUGGUCUCAACCUGAAGAAAGCGGAGGGGACGAGGCCGGAGGGCUUAUCCUCAACCAAUAUGGGGUCCCAACCCGAAGAAGGCGAAGGCGGGGACGAGGCCGGUGUGAAGUCUCAUCCCGGAGAAGGAGGAGGCGGGGACGAGGCCAAAGCGCUUAUCCUCAACCAAUAUGGGGUCCUAGGUGCGUGGUCAGACAGCCCGAAGAAGGCGGAGGCAGGGGGCGUGGUCUCACAGCCCGAAGAAGGCGGAGGCGGGGACGAGGCGCGGACGAGGCCGGAGAGCUUGUCCUCAACCAAUAUGGGGUUUCAGGGAAAACGAGGUGUGGAAGCUCAAGAUGAAGAAGACAGAGGCAAGGACGAGGUGUGGAAGCACAAGCUGAAGAAGACAGAGGUGUGGAAGCACAAGCUGAAGAAGACAGAGGCUCGCCGAGACCUGGGCAGUGUCCAACAGGACCCCGCCAUGUUGUCAGAGCAGUCUUCAGGGCGAUACAUCGUCAGCGACGACGUGGAGCUGCCAGAGGAUCGCGUCCAGUACAGCGACGUGAACCUACUUCGACAAGCCCUCCUCGACGCCCGUGAGUUCCUUCGCUCAGGCUAUACGGAAAUCCACUUCCGAGUCUGGGGGCGCGACGAACCGAUGAAGCUUCUCUGCGCACGGAGUGCCAAGCAGCAUGAGGGCACGAUGGAACUCUACCUCACCUACGAGGACGGCGGCGAGGAAGAGGGCCUGCUGCAUCCGGCAGGAACCGGUUGCACCGGACCGUUGUUCGCGUUUGCCAGCAGACGCCAAGACGGCAUUCCAGCUCCUCGACGACGGCUGGGACGUGCUCAUACAAUCGUCUUCUUCAAGAACGAUCUGGUGGAGUGGACGGCGGCUCGCGGCGAGGCAAAAAGGUGCAAGGAGGGCCUGGUGCAUCACAUGCGGCCGCGCUCCUCCAUCAUGUCGCAGUCGGGCAUACAGGUGCUCAGUCUCAGCGGGAACAACGUUGGCGAAGGCAGGGACGAGGCCGGAGCGCUUAUCCUCAACCAAGAUGGGGUUUCAGGUGCUUGGUCUGAAGCUGAGAAGACGGCGGAGGCCGGCGGGGACGAGGCCGGAGCGCUUAUCAUCAACCAAGAUGAGGUCUCAGGUGCGUGGUCUCAAGCCGAAGAAGGCGAAGGCGGGGACGAGGCCGGAGCGCUUAUCCUCAACCAAGAUGGGGUUUCAGGUGCUUGGUCUGAAGCUGAGAAGACGGCGGAGGCCGGCGGGGACGAGGCCGGAGCGCUUAUCAUCAACCAAGAUGAGGUCUCAGGUGCGUGGUCUCAAGCCGAAGACGGCGGAGGCGGGGACGAGGCCGGAGCGCUUAUCAUCAACCAAGAUGGGGUCUCAGGUGCGUGGUCUCAAGCCGAAGAAGGCGAAGGCGGGGACGAGGCCGGAGCGCUUAUCCUCAACCAAGAUGGGGUGUCAGGUGCUUGGUCUGAAGCCGAGAAGACGGCGGAGGUAGGGACGAGGCCGGAGCGCUUAUCCUCAACCAAGAUGGGGUGUCAGGUGCUUGGCGGGGACGAGGCCGGAGCACUUAUCCUCAACCAAUAUGGGGUCUCAGGUGCGUGGCCUGAAGCUGAGAAGACGGCGGAGGCGGGGACGAGGCCGGAGGGCGGAGGCGGGGACGAGGCCGGGGCGCUUAUCCUCAACCAAGAUGGGGUCUCAGGUGCGUGGCCUGAAGCUGAGAAGACGGCGGAGGCGGGGACGAGGCCGGAGGGCGGAGGCGGGGACGAGGCCGGAGCGCUUAUCCUCAACCAAGAUGGUGUCUCAGGUGCGUGGUCUCAAGCCGAAGACGGCGGAGGCGGGGACGAGGCCGGCGGGGACGAGGCCGGAGCACUUGUCCUCAACCAAGAUGGGGUCUCAGGUGCGUGGUCUCAAGCCGAAGACGGCGGAGGCCGGGACGAGGCCGGCGGGGACGAGGCCGGAGCGCUUAUCCUCAACCAAGAUGGGGUGUCAGGUGCAUGGUCUGAAGCUGAGAAGACGGCGGAGGCGGGGACGAGGCCGGAGCGCUUGUCCUCAACCAAUAUGGUGUCCCAGGUGCAUGCUCCCAAGCACGCUGAAGAAGACGGAGGCGAGGACAAGGCGUGGGAUCUCAAGCAGAACACGGCGGAGGCGAGGACGAGGUGUGUAGUCUCAAGCCGAGAAGACGGCGGAGGCUGGGACGAGGCCGGCGGGGACGAGGCCGGAGCGCUUAUCCUCAACCAAGAUGGGGUGUCAGGUGUGAAGUCUCAUCCCGGAGAAGGAGGAGGCGGGGACGAGGCCAAAGCGAUUAUCCUCAACAAAUCUGGGGUCCGAGGUGUGAAGUCUCAUCCCGGAGAAGGAGGAGGCGGGGACGAGGCCAAAGCGCUUAUCCUCAACCAAUAUGGGGUCCUAGGUGCGUGUUCAGACAGCCCGAAGAAGGCGGAGGCAGGGUGCGUGGUCUCACAGCCCGAAGAAGGCGGAGGCGGGGACGAGGCCGGCGCGGACGAGGCCGGAGAGCUUGUCCUCAACCAAUAUGGGGUUUCAGGGAAAGCGGAGGACAAGGCCGGGAGGGCUUAUCCUCAAUCAGUAUGGGAUUCCGAAGCGUGGGAGCUCAGCCUGAAGAAAGCCGGAGGGCUUAUCCUCAACCAAGAUGGGAUUUCAGGUGCGUGGUCUGAAGCUGAGAAGACGGCGGAGGCGGGGACGAAGCCGGUGUGUGACGUCUCGCAGCCCGAAGAAACUGGAGGCGAGGACGAGGCCGGAGCGCUUACCCUCAACCAAUAUGGGGUUCCAGGUGUGACGUCUCACAGCCCGAAGAAACUGGAGGUGCGUGGUCUCAACCUGAAGAAUCCGGAGAAGGCGGAGGUGCGUGGUCUCAACCUGAAGAAAGCGGAGGGGACGAGGUCGGAGGGCUUAUCCUCAACCAAUAUGGGGUCCCAACCCGAAGAAGGCGAAGGCGGGGACGAGGCCGGCGGGGAGACCGCAGCACUUGUCCUCAACCAACAUGGGGUCCCAGGUGUGAAGUCUCAUCCCGGAGAAGGAGGAGGUGUGGAAGCUCAAGCCGAAGAAGACGGAGGCAAGGACGAGGUGUGGAAGCUCAAACAGAAGAAGACGGAGGCAAGGACGAGGCCGGGUGUGGAAGCUCAAGCUGAAGAAGACGUAGACAAGGACGAGGUGUGGAAGCUCAAGCCAAAGAAAACGGAGGCAAGGGCGAGGUGUGGAAGCUCGCCGAAGAAGUCACAGGCAAGGACGCGCUCCUCCAUCAUGUCGCAGUCGGGCAUACAGGUGCUCAGUCUCAGCGGGAACAACGUUGGAGGCGGAGACACGGACGAGUCCCGAAGGCUCGCAUGCCGAGAGAUUCGCCUAUCCUCAACCAAUACGGCGUCGCAGGUACUCCGGGAGCAAGGCCAGAGCGCUAUGGGGCUCGGGGUCCGCGGUCCCAGCCCGAAGAAGGCCGCCGGAACGAGGCUGGAACGUUUAUCCUCAACCACUGUGGGAUUCGAGAUCAGCAGCCCAGAAGCCGAAGAAGGCGAAGGCGGGGACGAGGCCGGAGCGCUUAUCCUCAACCAAGAUGGGGUUUCAGGUGCUUGGUCUGAAGCUGAGAAGACGGCGGAGGCCGGCGGGGACGAGGCCGGAGCGCUUAUCCUCAACCAAGAUGGGGUCUCGGGAAUUGGUUGGUCUCAAGCCGAAGACGGCGGAGGGGGGGACGAGGCCGGAGCGCUUAUCAUCAACCAAGAUGGGGUCUCAGGUGCGUGGUCUCAAGCCGAAGAAGGCGAAGGCGGGGACGAGGCCGGAGCGCUUAUCCUCAACCAAGAUGGGGUGUCAGGUGCUUGGUCUGAAGCUGAGAAGACGGCGGAGGUGCGCGGUCUCAACCCGAAGGAAACGAGGGCCUGGUUGUGCAAAGAGCUAUGUGUGUCGACACGCGAAGCUGUUGCCCAAGAGAACUUGCCCAAGAGCGACAAGGCUCGCCGAGACCUGCGCAGUGUCCAACAGGACCCCGCCAUGUUGUCAGAGCAGUCUUUAGGGCGAUACAUCGUCAGCGACGACGUGGAGCUGCCAGAGGAUCGCGUCCAGUACAGCGACGUGAACCUACUUCGACAAGCCCUCCUCGACGCCCGUGAGUUCCUUCGCUCAGGCUAUACGGAAAUCCACUUCCGAGUCUGGAGGCGCGACGAACCGAUGAAGCUUCUCUGCGCACGGAGUGCCAAGCAGCAUGAGGGCACGAUGGAACUCUACCUCACCUACGAGGACGGCGGCGAGGAAGAGGGCCUGCUGCAUCCGGCAGGAACCGGUUGCACCGGACCGUUGUUCGCGUUUGCCAGCAGACGCCAAGACGGCAUUCCAGCUCCUCGACGACGGCUGGGACGUGCUCAUACAAUCUUCUUCUUCAAGAACGAUCUGGUGGAGUGGACGGCAAAAAGGUGCAAGGAGGGCCUGGUGCGUCACAUGCGGCCGCGCUCCUCCAUCAUGUCGCAGUCGGGCAUACAGGUGCUCAGUCUCAGCGGGAACAACGUUGGAGGCGGAGACACGGACGAGUCCCGAAGGCUCGCAUGCCGAGAGAUUCGCCUAUCCUCAACCAAUACGGCGUCGCAGGUACUCCGGGAGCAAGGCCAGAGCGCUAUGGGGCUCGGGGUCCGCGGUCCCAGCCCGAAGAAGGCCGCCGGAACGAGACUGGAACGUUUAUCCUCAACCACUGUGGGAUUCGAGAUCAGCAGCCCAGAAGCCGAAGAAGGCGAAGGCGGGGACGAGGCCGGAGCGCUUAUCCUCAACCAAGAUGGGGUUUCAGGUGCUUGGUCUGAAGCUGAGAAGACGGCGGAGGCCGGAGCGCUUAUCAUCAACCAAGUUGGGGUGUCAGGUGCAUGGUUUGAAGCUGAGAAGACGGCGGAGGCGGGGACGAGGCCGGAGCGCUUAUCAUCAACCAAGAUGGUGUCUCAGGUGCGUGGUCUCAAGCCGAAGACGGCGGAGGCGGGGACGAGGCCGGAGCGCUUAUCAUCAACCAAGAUGGGGUCUCAGGUGCGUGGUCUCAAGCCGAAGAAGGCGAAGGCGGGGACGAGGCCGGAGCGCUUAUCCUCAACCAAGAUGGUGUCUCAGGUGCGUGGUCUCAAGCCGAAGACGGCGGAGGCGGGGACGAGGCCGGAGCGCUUAUCAUCAACCAAGAUGGGGUCUCAGGUGCGUGGUCUCAAGCCGAAGAAGGCGAAGGCGGGGACGAGGCCGGAGCGCUUAUCCUCAACCAAGAUGGGGUGUCAGGUGCGUGGUCUGAAGCUGAGAAGACGGCGGAGGUAG
Messenger RNA from Symbiodinium sp. CCMP2592, 6651 nucleotides. Lineage: Eukaryota; Dinophyceae; Suessiales; Symbiodiniaceae. The record is from the annotation of a GenBank genome assembly.